This is a messenger RNA of Terrapene triunguis (Three-toed box turtle), 973 nucleotides long. It is a transcript of the gene SKA2, whose product is annotated as spindle and kinetochore associated complex subunit 2. NCBI's taxonomy places the organism in Eukaryota, Metazoa, Chordata, Testudines, Emydidae. Gene Ontology annotation, biological process: cell division; chromosome segregation; mitotic cell cycle. The transcript has 7 exons. Bases 180 to 788 code for a protein of 202 amino acids. Gene Ontology annotation, molecular function: microtubule binding. Gene Ontology annotation, cellular component: outer kinetochore; spindle microtubule. The record is from RefSeq and is a predicted model, not a curated record.
CAGAAGGCAGAAUCUGAUCUGGAUUACAUUCAGCACAAAUUGGAGUUUGAAAUAAUGAAAAACCUUCCUGAUAAUCCAUCAGCAGAGAAAUCAGCUGAAGUGUUAGCAGGCACUGUCAACUUCAACACCCUCCUCAAGACACACCUCUGCUAUGACCCUUGCAAUAGAUCAGCCAACAAAUGAUGACUAGACUCAGGCUUGUGGGAGAAAGAAAAAGGGAAAAUCCAGUGACUCUCUUAGAGAAACUCUCAGUAGUGAAGUCACGUUAUAAAAUGUUAUGUGCACAGCUGGAAGAAAUUUCCAAAGAGCAAAGAGAGUCUAUGAGCUGUAUUCAUGCUACUCUAGAGAACACUAUGAAGAUGGUGCAGGCACUACAGCGACACGCUGAUCUUGAGCUUUCACCUCUGUCUGAAGAAGAACAGACUGCAGCACAACAGUUAGCAUGUAAAACUGUUAAAGGAACAGAUCCACCAGUGGAAGAGCCACUGAGUUCAGUGUCUACAGGUCCUAUUCCAGAUGGGGAACCACAGUUCAAACCCGUGACUAAGGAGAUGUUUAUGGCUGUACCAAGGAUUAUCAGAAGUACUGUUAAAUUAGUGGACCUGAACAGCUUUUACAGGGAAUUAUUUAACUACUUUGUUCUAAAUGGGAACAGAGCAGCAUUGAGUGUUGCACAGAUGAACAAGAUGAAUAUGAAAGCCACCAAUUCCAGGCUACAAAUCCUGAAAGAACUUUCCAUUGUAGAAAUUGACAAACAAGGAAAUGCUAAGUUAACUGUGUAUAUUUAAGCCUAAAUGAACUAAUCAUAUUUUGAUAAAAGGAAUUUGGGUGCAGCUCCUGGCGUAUUGGAAGGCAAAUAGUUCUCUGUUUAUAAAAAUGAUGCACGUGAAAAUUUGUUGUUAAUGUGACUGUAUUAGGAUUCUCUUUGUAAUACCGAAUUAUGAAUUAAAAACCAUAUAACAAGUUUUGUAAA